AUGAAAAAAUUGGAGGGGAUAAACCUGUCAGCAGCACAGACGUUGCGGGCAGCAUUUAUCAAAGCAGAGAAAGAGAACCCAGGCCUCACUCAGGAUAUCAUCAUGAAGAUACUGGAGAAGAAGAACGUGGAGAUCAACUUCACAGAGUCACUACUGCGCUUGGCUGCAGAUGACGUGGAAGAGUACAUGAUUGAAAGAACAGAGCAGGAAUUCCAGGACCUAAACGAGAAAGCACGAGCCCUCAAACAUAUCUUGAGUAAAAUCCCAGACGAGAUCAAUGACAGAGUGCGCUUCCUACAGACCAUAAAAGACAUCGCCAGUGCUAUAAAAGAGCUGCUGGACACAGUCAACAAUGUGUUUAAGAAAUAUCAGUAUCAGAAUCGCAGGGCACUUGAACACCAAAAGAAGGAGUUUGUGAAGUACUCCAAAAGCUUCAGUGAUACGCUGAAAACAUACUUUAAAGAUGGAAAGUAAGCAAGGACAGUG
This is a messenger RNA of Sinocyclocheilus grahami, 486 nucleotides long. RefSeq names its product programmed cell death protein 10-like. Gene Ontology annotation, molecular function: protein kinase binding. Gene Ontology annotation, biological process: regulation of Golgi organization; positive regulation of MAP kinase activity. Bases 1 to 474 code for a protein of 157 amino acids. Gene Ontology annotation, cellular component: FAR/SIP/STRIPAK complex. The record is from RefSeq and is a predicted model, not a curated record. Lineage: Eukaryota; Metazoa; Chordata; Actinopteri; Cypriniformes; Cyprinidae. The transcript is spliced from 6 exons.